AUGGUCGUAAAAAAAGAAGUUAAGGAGAAAACAAAUAACCCGAUGCGAGAAAUAAAAAUCCAGAAGCUAUGCCUUGAUAUCUGCGUUGGAGAAAGCGGUGACAGACUAACUCGAGCUGCCAAAGUUUUAGAGCAAUUGACUGGUCAGCAACCCGUUUUCAGUAAAGCACAUAAGACUAUCAGGAGUUUUUCGAUCAGACGUAAUGAAAAAAUUGCUGUCCAUUGUACUGUGCGGGGUCCAAAAGCAGAGGGGUCUAAAGGUGAAGGAAUACGAGCUUCCUAA
Messenger RNA from Schistosoma intercalatum, 282 nucleotides. The record is from the annotation of a GenBank genome assembly. NCBI's taxonomy places the organism in Eukaryota, Metazoa, Platyhelminthes, Trematoda, Strigeidida, Schistosomatidae.